This is a messenger RNA of Sclerotinia trifoliorum, 2537 nucleotides long. The record is from the annotation of a GenBank genome assembly. NCBI's taxonomy places the organism in Eukaryota, Fungi, Ascomycota, Leotiomycetes, Helotiales, Sclerotiniaceae.
AUAUAUGAGAUGCUGCCCAACUAUGAAUAUCUUUAAGUGCUAAAUAUUUGUUACAAUCUUUCUUUUUUCGCCGUUGAUUUUCUUCACAUCAAAUGAAGUUUUGGUAGUACUUGAACUAUGUCUCGUAAGUUUUACUCCUUCAUCCUCGCCAAUCAGGAAAUCUCUGUGCAAGAAAUUUCAAGCUAAUAGUUGCCAACACCAGCUUCAAUUGGUGAAACAUCCACCACUCAACAGCAUACCCUUCCUAUUCCUGAACGACGAAAUUCUCAGUAUGACGACUCGCAUGGUACCGGCUUGGGAGCAGGAAAUACACAACCUCGACGACGCUCAAAUGUUUCCGGACGCCUGACUUUUCGCGAUAGUAUACGUGCGCAGGAUCUCGAGAGUUUGACGAGGACAGCUAGUGUUAUUAGUGGGCAUCAGGAUGCUUUUGCUGAAGCGCAUGCGGACUCUACCAGGGAGAACGACAGCGGGAAGGAAAGGGAUAAUGGAAAUACAACGAUAACAUUUCCCAAGGCAGCGAAGCCAGGUCCAAUUAGUACGAUCAGAGAAUUACCUAGCGAAUUCAACACGCCUUACUCAACACGUCCUCCAUCUCCUUCCUCUGCUGCUAAUACACCAGGUCCGCACCCACAUCGAAAAGGAAACGCAAAUACAACCGUCGGCGGAACUAGCACUCCGCGCGACUAUUUCGAGCUCCAAAUCGAAGAACCCUCGAGAGAUUUGCCCGAAACUUCAUACCCAGAUAUCGGCAGUGUCAAAAGUUUCCGCGGCGCCCUUAUCCUCCUAACCACAUGCGGAGCACAACUCAUGGAUAAUGUCUUCAUGACAGGUGUCAAUAUCAGUUUACCGGCCAUCCAAAAGGAAUUCGGUGCAAAAGCAAGUGAUCUCCAAUGGUUAAUAAGUGCAUAUACAUUAACUUUUGGAGGAUUUCUCCUACUAGCCGGUGUAUUAAGCGAUAGAUUUGGACGUAAACUUAUUUUUUGCAUUGGGAUGCUUUGGAUUUCCAUCUGGACUAUCGCAAAUGGUUUCGCGACGUCGUUUAUCCAAUUGGCUAUUUUUCGCGCCCUGCAGGGCAUCGGCGCAGCGAUGACGGUGCCCUCGGCCGUGGGAAUCAUUUCUUCGUAUUUCGUGGCGAAGGAUCGCACGAUUGCGUUAUCAUUCUUUGCGGCUUCCGGCGCGGUAGGUUUCUGCGCGGGACUUAUUUUUGGCGGGUUCCUGACGGGUAGUCUCGGGUGGAGAUAUCUCUUUUAUGUUUCGGCUGCGUUGACCGGGUCGUUGGGUAUCUUGGGACAGUUCAUCUUACCGCGCGAUCGGUUGGACGGGAAGGAAAAACCUAGUUUGGAUUUGUUGGGCGCGGGUUUGUCCACUGGUGGAUUGAUUUUGCUUUCGUUUGUGCUGUCCAGUGGAGGUGUCUAUGGAUGGAGCAAGGCUUUUAUUAUCGUCUUGUUGAUUCUUUCCGUGCUUGUUUUGGGGAUUUUUGUCUAUGUGGAGAAGAGGGCUUCGCAUCCCAUUAUGCCGCUUUCGCUUUGGAAAAUUCAAAAUUUUGCUGCUUUGUGGAUUUCGGGCUUUGGUAUGUUGUUUACUUUUUUUUGUCGCUCGUGUCUCUUUCUUCCUUCCUCUCUUCAUUUAACAUGCCCCCUCUUAACUUACAUAUCAUACCAUACUAACAUAAAACCCCAAAGUAUGCUACGGCGGCUACCAAACAGUCCUCUACUACAUCGUUCUCAUAGCCCAAGAAAUCAACCUCCUCUCCCCCGGCAAAACCGCCCUCUACUUCCUCCCUAUGGGCCUCACUGGCUUCAUCUUCUCCAUGUCGGUGGGCAAAAUCCUCGAACGCUACAACACCAAAUCCGUUCUCCUACUAGGCAUGCUAAUGAUGAUGGGUUCGCCCAUCCCCGCCGCCCUCCUAACCCACACCUCCAUCUCCUUCUGGACACACGUACUGCCCACCUCUCUCCUCGUCGUCGCAGCAGUAACUAUCGUCUAUUGUUCCUGCACGAUUAUCCUGCUCUCGAGCGUACCCACUAAUGUGAAGAGUCUCUGUGGUGGAAUGAUUAAUACUGCGUUUCAGAUUGGGUCCGGGGUAGGACUGGCGCUUAGUAGUGCGGUGGUGCAGGCGGUGGAUACGAGGGAGGGGAAGGGUAGUCUUGAGCAGUAUUGUACAGGCCUUUGGUUUUGUGUUGCGUUUGGGGGCGUGGGGUUUCUGGCUAGUGCAGUUGGGGUGAGGAAUUCGACUGCUGGGGGUUUGGGGGAGGAAGGGAGGAGGGAGGUGAUUGUGCAUUAGUUGGUUGGGGGUGUGGUACCGGGUGAUGGGAUUAUGGGUGGGUUUGGGGAUGUGAUCUAUUGGGUUUGUUUGAUUGAUGGGGGAUUUCGAUAUACAUAUAUGAACAGAUGAUAAAUGAAGAUAUUUUGGGUUAUCAAAAUUAGGCUUGGAUAAUACGCAGCGAAUACUAACUACACUACUACGAGGAUAGAUAAUUGUUACAUUUUACAUUUUACAUUUACAAUAAGACAUAAUGGGAUAGAGGAUAGAU